UGGUAAUACCCCUCACGCACACCGGCGUUACGGGGCGUUUAACGCCCUGGGGGCGUGAAACACCGCCCCCCGCCGGCGUGAAACAGGCGUGAGGGCGCCUGCGUCAUUCGUUUGACGUGGCGUGACUCUUGCGCGGCUCCUCCUAACGGCUAAAAAAGCCGUUGCAGCCCACAUUUCAAAAAAGAAAAAAAAAUUUUCCCUAUAAAUUCAACCCCCCUAACCAAUCUCUCACACCUUCUGUUCAAUCUCUUCCUCUUUCUUAUUUUUAAAUUUCAAAAUUCAAACCCCCCCUCCCAAAUUUCAACAUGAAUCCUUACGGCUCCGGCUUCUUUCCCGACGAUCUCCCGCCCGUUGACGCCGCGAUGUGGUAUUACCAAGAGUUGGGCGAUCGACCGCCGAUGUACGACACACAACAGUCGGGGUACGUCGACCGAGAUUCGGUUCCGGAGACUCAACCGGAACCGUCCGGAUCGAAAAAAAGUACACGCCGGAGAAGCCACAAAGCCAAAAGCACGUUGACCGAGGCGGCACGGUCAAUCCAAAAGUGGACGCCGGAGGAGGAGUGCAUAUUGGCGUCGGCUUGGGUUGACGUCUCCGAGCAUCCUAUCAUUGGUUAAAAAUUUAUUUUUUGUAAUAUAUUUAUGUUUUUAUUUUUAUAUAUUAUAUUUAAUGGUGUCUAAAAAAAUUGUGUAAUACAU
This is a messenger RNA of Cuscuta campestris, 698 nucleotides long. The record is from the annotation of a GenBank genome assembly. Lineage: Eukaryota; Viridiplantae; Streptophyta; Magnoliopsida; Solanales; Convolvulaceae.